AUGAAGCGGAACUACUUCCGCAUUGACAUUUGCAUAGGAUGUGGACGUGAAAACUGGUGUUGGAUGGACCUCUGGAGUUUGAGGACGAAAGUUGAGACUGAUGGUGUUAGAUGGAGCAAAGGUGUAUUGGAUAGGAACACGGUGCAAUGGGAGGUUAAAGUCAAACCUGGGAGCCUCACAGACUUGUGGGACUUUAGCGACAUUGAUGAUAUUGAUGACUUUGGCAACUUCAACGACUUCAACGACUUCAAUGACUUUAGAGACUUUGAUGACUUUGGCAACUUCGACGACUUUAGUGAAUUCAACGACUUCAGCAACUUUAAAUAUUAG
Molecule: messenger RNA, 330 nt
Organism: Suillus subalutaceus
Lineage: Eukaryota; Fungi; Basidiomycota; Agaricomycetes; Boletales; Suillaceae
Exons: 4
Coding region: 1-330 (109 amino acids)
Source: RefSeq, a predicted model, not a curated record